This is a messenger RNA of Podarcis lilfordi (Lilford's wall lizard), 6597 nucleotides long. NCBI's taxonomy places the organism in Eukaryota, Metazoa, Chordata, Lepidosauria, Squamata, Lacertidae. The record is from the annotation of a GenBank genome assembly.
AUGGCGUCGCCGGCCUGCCCUUCUCCGGGCUUCGAGCGCGCCCUGGCCCGGCGGGACGGCUCGGCGGGGCUCCGGCUGGGGCAGCGCUCGGCGGGCGGCACGGGCUGCGUGGUGUGGGACGCGGCGCUGGUGCUGGCGCGCUUCCUCGAGAAGGCGGCCGGGGAGGAGGAGGAGGAGGCGGGCCCGGCCGGGCUCCCUCUCCGCCGCAAGGCCGCGCUCGAGCUGGGCGCCGGCACCGGCCUCGUGGGCCUCAUGGCCGCCAGCCUCGGGUACGUCGUCGCCGCCGCGGCUGGGCGGGCGGGAAGGCAAGGAGAGCGGCCGGGCCGGGCCGGGCCUCGCCUCAGCGGCGCCUCAGCGGCGCCCGUCUCCUUCAGUGUGGCCGACACGGACUGGCAGCAGCGGCAGCCUCCAGCCUUUAAUGAGAACAACCCCAGCGCUACCUGGAGGCGCUGGUGCCUUCUUGGGAUUGAGCAUGGGACCUUAAUAAUAAUAAUAAUAAUAAUUAUACAGGUGGUCUUCCCACUGAGCUAUAGCUCUUCCCUUAAAAUUAACAGUAAGAUUCCAGUCCUCAGGCCCAUCUAAGUGGUCCAGUAUUGCCCACUCUGACUGGCAGCAGCGGCAGCCUUUAAUAAUAACAAUAAUAACCCCAGCGCUACCUGGAGACGCCGAUGCUUUCUUGGGAUUGAGCAUAAGACCUGAAUAAUAAUAAUAUAAUAAUAAUACUACAGGUGCCCUUCCCACCGAGCUAUAACUAUAGCUCUUCCCUUAAAUCCCCUUAACAGCAAGAUUCCAGUCCUCAGGCCCAUCUAGUUGGUCCAUUUAGUUCAGUAUUGCCCACACUGACGGGUAGCAGCGGCACCCUGGAGCCUUCAAUAAUAACAGUAAUAACCCCAGCGCUACCUGGGUUUAACCCUGCGCUGUGGGUUAAACCACAGAGCCAAGGACUUGCCGAUCAGAGGGUCGGCGGUUCGAAUCCCCGCAAUGGGGUGAGCUCCCGUUGCUCGGUCCCUGCUCCUGCCAACCUAGCAGUUUGAAAGCACGUCAAAGUGCAAGUGGAUAAAUAGGUACCACGCCAGCGGGAAGGUAAACGGCGUUUCCAUGCGCUGCUCUGGUUCGCCAGAAGCGGCUUAGCCAUGCUGGCCACAUGACCCGGAAGCUGUACGCCGGCUCCCUCGGCCAAUAAAGCGAGAUGAGCGCCGCAACCCCAGAGUCGGCCACGACUGGACCUAAUGGUCAGGGGUCCCUUUACCUUUAUAUAGAUACUUCUACAGAGACAGGAUACUCCAUCUGUCGGGGAUUCUUUAGCUGAGAUCCCUGCAUGGCAGGGGGUUGGGUUGCAUGACCCAAGAAGUUCCUUACAACUCUACAAUUCUAUGAUUCUGUAUACCGCCCUUUGUCAACAGGCCACAGGGAAGUUUACAACAUCAUAAACUACUAGAAUAUUAUAAGACGGCCUUAUCCUCCAUGAAUUUGUCCAAAGUCUUUUUAAGGCCAUCUCACUAGUAGCUAGCACUCCCAUCUUGUGGUCCUGCACCUAGAGCUAAAGGGAUUGAGUCCAGGCUCCCCCCCCAACCCCCCCCCCCACAAUUGCACUGCUAAUCGCACAGAUUUAAUGUUUAUUACUAGAGAUUGAAAUAGUGUUCCAACAUGCCGAAGGGUUUUGCAGCAUUGUAUUAAUCAUUGCCACUUUUUAUUUUCAUUUAUAUCCCCUUUUUAUGCAGGAUUUAUUUAACCAAGUUAUUUUGGUGCGUGCCCUAAUUGUUCAUGCCUGAUUCAUUCCCACCAGAACUGAAUCUGUGUUGGCUCAUAUACGGAGUUUUAAGCAUAGUCACUUUGGGAAGAACUUAGUUGCAAACAGGACUUUUUCUAAGCUGAAUGAGGGAUGCUUAAAAACCUGUGCAUUGUGUGGUUUCUUGCAUAUUGUGUGUGUGUGUGAGAGAGAAUGAGACGGGCAACUAAUAUAGCCCCCCCCUUUUGUAGUGCAAACGUCACAGUUACUGAUCUCGAUGAAGUUCAGGAUUUGCUGAAAAUGAACAUUGAGAAUAAUCGGCAUCUUAUCACAGGUUCCAUUCAAGCCAAGGUACUGAAAUGGUUCGUAUGAACUUCUUGUUCUGUAAUUUAAAAUUUCCUCAAGAAACUGCAAACCAAUUUUAGGGAGUGGAAGUCAACUUUAACCAGAGACUGACUCUUAGGUCGGGCCGUGAUCUGUAGCGUGAAGUCACAGAUAGUCAUAUGAACACGAGCUUGCUUCCAACUUCCUCCAGCCGUUCCAUACUUUGCUUUGAACUGACUUAGCAUUUUAUGUAUAUUUGAAGCUUAGAAGGUUUUGCAUGGGGGUGGCUAAGCGUUGAACUAAAUUGGUAGGUCAGCAGAGGUAGAUCUGCCAGGCCCUGCAUCAUUCUGCCCCCUGCUGCCCUCCUUAUACCUUGGACUACAUCUCCCAUCAGCCCCAGCCAGCAUGUGGUCCAAAGUUUUAGUCCAUGUUAACAGAAUUGUAGAAGGGACUGCGAAGGUCAUCUGGUCCAACCCCUCCUCAGUGUCACCAGGUUGGUGAAGAUUGGCCUGGCUUGUGCUCUUGGGGUUGCCCAGAAGACUCUGCCACGCACACCUGCAUAACUUGUAGAUAGACUUGUACUUUUUUAUGCAUUUAAUCAUAAAGCUGCUUUGGGAGCCGCUGUCGACUGAACAACAGGGCACAAAUAAAACCAAAUGUUCUUUUAUGUAUUGCAUCCACCUCUGCUUAGGGGUGAAGAAGUAUCAGACUUCCUUCCGGCACCUGAUUACAUCCUGAUGGCAGACUGCAUCUACUACGAAGAGGUAAAUCACAUUUUUUCUUGUAGAUUAGCCUUUUAGCUGCAAGUGUGGAAUGAAGUUAAGUGGCAAGUGCUUUCUGCUUUACGGACAGUCACUGGAGCCGUUGCUCAAGACUCUGAAGGACCUGGCUGGCCCUGAGACGACCAUCCUUUGCUGCUAUGAAGAAAGGACUAUGGGGAAGAACCCAGAAGUGGAGAGAAAAUACUUUGAGGUGAGUCGUCUACCAGUGCAGAAUGUCUUGGAGGAGCCCUUGUUCCUGUGGAGAAAAGCCUGGAAGUAUCCCAAGGCGCUUUCUAGAGCGGGAUAUAAAAAUCAAACAGAAACCUGCCAGUGUCAUAGAAUCAUAGAAUUAUAAAGUUGGAAGGGACCCCAAGGGUCUUCUAGACUAACCCCAAGUCUUACUGCUUUUUAAAAAAACAAAAAUAUGUGCUGUGACACACAUUGAAUGCUUUCUGGCCACCUCGCCUCCAAAAGGAUAUUGUAGAUCUGGAGAAGUUCAGGAAAGGGCAACCGAAAUGAUCAAGGAGAUGGAGAAUCUCACAACAUUUGAGACUCUUUAGUUUAGAGAACGCGAUAGACCUCUAUCAUGGAGCGUCUCCACUCCCAUUGUUCAGCCUGGACACUGAGGUCCGGCUCUGAGGGCCUUUUGGCAGUUCCCUCCCUGCAAGAAGUGAAGUUACAGGGAACCAGGCAGAGGGCCUUCUCGGUAGUGGCACCUGCCCUGUGGAAUGCCCUCCCACCAGAUGUCAGGGAAAUAAGCCACUAUCUUGACUUUUAGAAAACAUCUGAAGGCAGCCCUGUUUAGGGAAGCUUUCAAUGUUUUAUUGUGAUUAAUGUUUCUAAUUUGUUGGAAGCCGCCCAGGGUGGCAAGGCCAGCCCAAUCAGAUGGGUUGUAUAUAACUAUUAAAUUAUUAUUGUAUUAUUAUCUAUGAAAUUACACAUGGUCUGAAGAAUGUGGUAUGGAUAGUUUUUCUGUGUCUUAGAUAGUGCUAGAAUCGGGGGUCAUCCAGUGGAAGUGUAUGGUGGGAGAGUCAGGACAGGCACAGCACAUAGUUAAACUACAAAAUGACUGCAGGAUAUUGUGAUGGCACCGAAUUAGAUUAGAUUCUAUGAUAGAUUGCUUUAGAAGGGGAUCAUAGAAUCAUAGAAUCCUAGAGUUGGAAGAGACCACAAGGGCCAUCGAGUCCAACCCCCUGCCAAGGAGGAAACACCAUCAGAGCACUCCUGACAUAUGGUUGUCAAGCCUCUGCUUAAAGACCUCCAAAGAAGGAGACUCCACCACACUCCUUGGCAGCAAAUUCCACUGUCAAACAGCUCUUACUGUCAGGAAGUUCUUCCUAAUGUUUAGGUGGAAUCUUCUUUCUUGUAGUUUGGAUCCAUUGCUCCGUGUCCGCUUCUCUGGAGCAGCAGAAAACAACCUUUCUCCCUCCUCUAUAUGACAUCCUUUUAUAUAUUUGAACAUGGCUAUCAUAUCACCCCUUAACCUCCUCUUCUCCAGGCUAAACAUGCCCAGCUCCCUUAGCCGUUCCUCAUAAGGCAUCGUUUCCAGGCCUUUGACCAUUUUGGUUGCCCUCCUCUGGACACGUUCCAGUUUGUCAGUGUCCUUCUUGAACUGUGGUGCCCAGAACUGGACACAGUACUCCAGGUGAGGUCUGACCAGAGCAGAAUACAGUGGCACUAUUACUUCCCUUGAUCUAGAUGCUAUACUCCUAUUGAUGAGGCAAUCAGGCAUGGAGAAGAAAGCUAGCAAUGGCUGAAAACGUCCUCCAGAAUCAGAGGCAGUGUGCUGGGGAACAGCUGUGGCCGAGGGCUGUGGCGCUCAUACCCUGGUUGCGGGCUUCCCAUAGCCAUCUGAUUUGCCCCUUUGAGAAGCAGGAUGUGGGGCCAGGUGUGCCGUCGAUGCAGCCGCUGGGCUCUCCUUCGGUUCCCAGGAGUCUGCGUGGAAGAUUUCUGUGCUGUGCUUCUGAGGUUAUGGUUACAUAAGUGGUGCAAUUUCUCUGGGAGGCUCAGAUUGAAUGAGGCCAAGGACACGUAGCUGCACUCUUUUAUUCUUGUGCAAUUUUAAAUUGCAGCUUCUUCAGAGGGACUUUGAUCUGGAGAAGGUUCCCUUGGAGAAGCACGACGAGGAGUAUCGGAGCGAGGACAUUCAUAUCUUCAUCAUCAGAAAGAAGAAAGCGGUAGGUGGUCGCUGGAAAGGCACCAGAGAUGGACCAGCUUAUGCUCCAGAAAACCUUCCAUUUUUUGGAGCCAUAACAAUAUAAGGUUGCUGUACUUGUGGUUGAAUGAUCCAAUCCUGCCUAGAUGAUGGUUUUGAGUGGAAGCCCACCCAAAUCUCAUUUCUGUGUUUCCUCCCUCCUCCACCUCCCUGCAGCCCUGUAAAGGAUAAUCAUUGGCUCAGCACGGGUGUCAUUCUGUCUUCCUCCAAAUCAGAGGUUCCUGAACUUAUUUGGCCUACUGCCCCCUUUUCAGAAAAAAAAAUACUCAGUGCCCCCCUGCCAUUGGCCAAAUAGGCAGGUAAGCUGUGAUCCACUUCCCAGGCCUGGUUGAAGCCGAAAAGGGUUCCCCCAGGCUCGGGAAAACCCCUCGGCUCCAGCAGGGCCACCACAUCCGGGGGGGGGGCAUUGUUGCUGUCCCACAACGGUGCACGACGUGGCAGUAAGCCUCAUUACACAACAGAUGAAACAUGCACUAAUGGUUUUUCAAAAUUAUCUUCUUUAUGCUUCCACCGCCCUCUUAUUUUUAUUCAACGCCCCCCAAUUGCACACAAAGCUACUCCCGCCCUCCUGGAUCAUUCUUGCGCCCCCCCCCCCCGGGGGGGCAUUAUCACCCACUUUGACAAAACACUGCUCCAAAUCAUAGCAUGCAAGAUGGGAAUCAGGCUUAGGACUGCAAACACCCUUCCUCGCCUCCCUCCCUACUCAGAUGCAAACCCCCUUUCCCAUAUGGGCCCUUAUCAUAACCAUGGUUUUACUAACCAAAUUAUUUUAUAACUAUGUUUUAUUAACUCACUUCAAACCAUGGUUUCAGGUUACGGUUUCUGAGGGAGCCCUGGUUAGCGCUGGUGCGGAUUUAGUGUUACAAACUGAGAUAUGAAAGCCAGGAGCUAAAUGCCACCUUGAACCUAGGUUAUGGGCACCACAGCGGAAUGUCUAGGUGCACUUUUUUUUAAUAACAAGAAUACAAAGCUGAAAAUGAAUGAGCUGCAGCUAAAAUCUUACGUUCCUUUUUCACAUGGUCUAGUCCUUCCCGUGCUCACCCCCCUAAUAUUCUUAUGAGGGUCCCUUCUCCAGUCUUCAGAGAGCGGCUGGAAGUGGGGAGGCAGAAAAAGGUCCUCCUUUUCUUCCAGCAGUGGCAGUUUUAAUCUGAAAUCUUAGGCUCAGUACUGCGCCCAGAGCUCAGAAACUGCUCGCAUUAAUGAAAUCCCCUGUCACAAAAUGUGUCUAGAACAAUGGGAGUUUUGAACACUGUGUGGAUGUAACAAAGGUAGCUUAGGCCCAGGAGAGCCAGUGUGGUGCUUCUAGGUGUCGUUAGAUCAUGGCUCCUCUCAGCCUCCACAAGUAUCUUCUUGGAUGAUGAGACUUUCCUAGGCCAACAGCAACUGGAAGAUGCCACAUGAGCUAUCCCUGGCUUAUGCUGACAAGCAGGGAUUUGUGUUAGAGAGAGAGGCUGGAAGCCUCUUUAUAAACAAGAGUUUGUAGGGAGCCGAUGAGAAGAAACUAGCAAAAUAGUUUGCGCCAAGGUAGUUAGUGGUUUCUUGAUGUUUUUCAGAUUUUUCCAUCAUGA